Molecule: messenger RNA, 8713 nt
Organism: Onychostoma macrolepis
Lineage: Eukaryota; Metazoa; Chordata; Actinopteri; Cypriniformes; Cyprinidae
Gene: gli2a
Product: GLI family zinc finger 2a
Exons: 13
Coding region: 3592-7563 (1323 amino acids)
Biological process (GO): smoothened signaling pathway; regulation of transcription by RNA polymerase II
Cellular component (GO): nucleus
Molecular function (GO): RNA polymerase II cis-regulatory region sequence-specific DNA binding; DNA-binding transcription factor activity, RNA polymerase II-specific
Source: RefSeq, a predicted model, not a curated record
CUCAGAUCUUCCUAAAAAGCCCUCACCGACCACAGCAUCCCGAGCUCCUCACUUAUUCUCAACCUUCCACACGCCGAUACCGAUCGACAUGCGCCACCACGAGGGGAGGUACCAUUAUGAUCCACAUCCUCUGCACCCCAUGCAUGGGUAAGUUUGUUAGCCUCUUCAACAUUCAUUUUCCUCUCUUUGCACUGAUGGAAUCAUCAUUAAUCAAGAAACAACCUGUUGAGUCAUCUUCAAUAUAAAGCACACAGAUUCAGAGCAUGCCGUUGUCAGGUCUCGUCCAGUACAUCUGUUUGUCUUCUGACAGAAAAAUUUGUUCAGCUUUAGCUGUAGAUGUGCAGCACAUGGAGAGCCAAUGUCCAAAUAGUGAGAAACAAAUGCCAAUGAUUGUGUUUAGUACAAAGCUGAUGGCAUGUUAGCAUCUCAUCCUUGUAGUAUUUUAUAGUUUUGGACAACAUCUGUAAGUCUGACAUUUACUGAAACGGUUUUGGCAGGUUUUGUCUUUUAAACCUGGAAAUAAUAAGAAAGUCCUAGGAUGUAAAAAAAAAAAAAAAAAAAAAGAAAACUACACAUAGUGAAAGAGACAAGCCAAAAAAUAAGAAAUUUCUGGUCAGUUUUUAUGUUGAUCAUGUUUGUAAUAGGAAAAAAAUAUAAAUUUUAUUUUAAUAUUAUAUAUAAAAUAGAAAAUAUGAUCAUUUUCAUAUAUACAAAGACUAACAUCAGUACAACUGUGCAUUUGCAUUUAAAAUCACGGAUUGGAUAGCGAUACAUACUGUGAGCCCAGCGACACAAGAGCAAUUUAUCACAAGAGCCGAAAUGGUCCGAAAAAGAGAAUUCCUGCCGUCUCUAUGUGUACUCUGGCUACUUUGAUUAAUGUGACUUGGCCUUGACAGAGGCCCCCUAAUUCAUCAGGACCUUGAUUUAGCUGUCCUUUUCACUGCCUGUGUCCAAUUCACCUAAUUACAUGUAUAUUGCACAGCAAAUUAAGCACAGUGUUAUCUUUUUUGGAAGUGUAUGGCAAGGGUCUGAUUUAAGGAUCGGACCCUAUAGAAUGAUUCAUGAUACAUAGGUUUUAUGUUACCACUUAGGAUAGACAUCUUUGCUACAUGUAAAAUGAGUUGUAAGAGGUUUUCAAAGGUAAAUAUUUGCAAAAAAUACCUCUGCAUCGGUGGUAGUGUUUUUUCCGUGUUUCUUUCAGUAUGUAGGUAGCGACUCACUUUAGAAGCGAGUCAUUCAUUCAACCCUUUUGUUCAAACACACUGACUCAUUCUCUUAAAAAGUAAUUAAUUGAAUGAUUCUCUUAACCAGUUUGUUCAGUCAAACUGAUUGACUGAAGACAGAAACAAGUUACUGUCUUAAAGAGUGAUUAAUUGAAUUAUUCUCUUAACCGAUUUGUUCAAACACUGAUUCAUUCAUAACAAAAACAAGUGACUUUCUUGAAGAGUGAUUUAAUUGAAUUAUUCUCUUAACUGAUACGUUCAAACACACUGAUUCACCGUUACAGGAUUAUUGCAAUGUGUUGCUUGGAGACGUAGGUGGAACACAAAUACAAUGCCUGGAUUUUUUUCUAAAAUUAACUUCAUAAUUUAUUGAAUUGUCGUAUAACAGUGGCAAUUGUUUGACUUGUGACCUGCAGAUUAAAAUAGCGGUUUCUGUAUAUUCAAAUAUGCUCAAACACAUUUUCCAAAGAACCUUCCAUAGCAAUCAAACCUCUCCCCACAAGCACAAAUAGGAAAGAGUUAACAAAUCUUGAAGAUGAAUGUCUAAAUGUUUGUAGAGUAUUUCAGCAUGUAAACAGAGCAAUUAGCAUCCAGAAUUUAGCUUUCCUUUCCCAGAACCUCAAUGACAGCAGAGUGAAUGAGAAAAACACAUCCUCCCUUAUUCACUCACUAGCAUUUUUCUUUUUAGAAAACAAUUUCAGAUUGCAGUGGUAUCGAGAACCACCCAACAUUUUUUUUCAAACCAACGUACUAACAGAAGUUGUCCAACUUAAUUGGUGUUUCUGUUGAGUGAGGGGAAUUUUUGCACAUAUCUUUUGGUUUAUGUGUUGGUAAUUGAGAUUUUACACUCACGCUUGGUUCAUAGGUUUGCAUAUUUAAGUUAAUACAUGUUUGUAAGGUUUGGACAUGCAGUACCAACUGGAGAGCAUGCCUCAAGUUCGGAAAAGGUUCCCACGACUUCCAGUGGCAGUUAACUGCAGUCUCUGUGGGAUAUGAUGUGAUUCAUCUAAAUCAAAACACCUGACCAGGAACACUGUUAAGAUGUGUCAUACUGAUAUUCUCUCUGGAGUCAGCAGGGAAUAUGCAUAUUCUGGAUGUUUCCACAGAAACUGCUUAAUGAAAGCACAUAUUAAAAAGUUUCAAUUUCAAAUGGAGUUAUUGUGUUGUGUUACUAUGGGCAGUUACCACCCAUGGUGCAACGAUGGAAGACUGCUAAAAUGACAGGUAGCUAUUAAGAAGAAGCUCUCUAAAUGCACCAUGACAUACCCUGUCUAUGACUAAGGUAUCUUUAACCGUUCAAGUACCAUCUUGUCAGAGAGAGGGCGUAACAACAAGACCUCAGUUAUCAUUCUUGUCAGUAGGGGCCCACUUUUUCUUAUCCCUUGACAGGUAAAGUUGUAAAUAAUGGCUUAUUAUUGAGGGUUCAAACACCCUGAGCAGUUUUCCUGAUUUAUUUAUACGUUGACAUGUUGUCUUGUCAAUUUUGACUGUCUGGCAAUCACUGAGAAAUGUGGGAAUGUACCCAAAACUGGGUUAAUUAUGUUUUUGUAUACUUAGGAGUUGUCGCUUGCUGUUGUUGACAUACUUUCCAAUAGUAGUACAAUUAUGGUGGGAAAUGCUUCAAAACCAUUGUAAAUAUUAUUGCAUUAUAAAUGAAUGUUUUGUUUUUAAUUAACAAUUUUUAAUUGACAUCUGUUGAUCUUCAGAUUGGGACACUGAAACAAGUGGUCACUAUAAUUACAACCGUGCUGACAUUUUCUGUGGCGAUGCCAUCUGUUGUGAUACUCUUGUCAGUGGUCAAGAUGGCAACCAAAAGCACAUGCUUGUAUGGCCGCAGAUAACACAUCUUUGCUGGCAGUUUGCAAAAUCAUAGCACUAUUGCAGGCGAAUAUUAAUUUUGAGCACUUGCUCCAGCCGCCCCCGCCCCCCCUUUCCACAAAUGGGGGGGGGAGGAUUUGGUGGUUUGUGUAUGGCGAGUCUGUUUUCUUUCAGCUCCUCAAGAACAGAGACGUCUUUAUGGCUAUCCUUUCAAGGAGGCUGAUGGCAGAAAGUUGGCAACAGGACAAGCCUGGUAGUCUGCAGGCGUUUACUGGAAACUGAGCACGACUCAGGCUGGGUGCAGGUUGGCCUCCGAACAGAGAUGGUAUAAAUGAGAGACUGAGAUGAAGCCAGACUGUGCCAAGCAUAAUGCAUCUGAUACCCGCCGUUCAGAUCGUCACUGUAGGCUUUGCUCACAUCUCAUUAAAGACCGCAUGGAUUAUCUGGCAGUCCGGUUAUCUCCGAUAUCUCUUUUAUCCGACUAUCGCCUCAUGCUGCAACUACCGGAGAAUCACCCUUCAACCCACCUCACCCGUAUGUCAACCCACACAUGGAGCACUACCUGCGAUCAGUCCACAGCAGCCCCACGCUCUCCAUGAUCUCUGCAGCACGUGGACUGAGCCCUGCUGACGUGACCCAUGAACACCUGAAGGAGCGGAGCUUGUUUGGCCUGCCCCAUCCUCCGCCAGGGACCAACCCUUCAGAGUACUAUCACCUCAUCGCCAGUCACCGCAGCCCUUAUGGAGACCUGCUCAUGCCGACAGCGGCCGCAGCUGCUCAUCUCCCUGACUACAUGAGCCCAGUGGACAUGUCCCGUUUCCCCAGUCCCAGACUGACGCCGAGGGUGAGCAGGAAGCGAGCGCUGUCCAUCUCUCCAGUCUCGGAUGCCAGCAUCGACCUCCAGACCAUGAUCCGCACCUCGCCCAACUCUCUGGUGGCCUACAUCAAUAACUCCCGCUCCAGCUCGGCUGCCAGCAGCUCUUACGGCCACCUCUCCGUCGGGGCCAUCAGUCCCUCCUUUACGUUCCCACAUCCUAUUACACCGGUUGCAUACCACCAGCUGCUGUCCCAACAGAGAGGUCUAAAUGCAUUUGGACACACUCCCCCUCUCCUACAGCCUUCUCCGUCCCUCAGCACCAGGCAGACAAUGGUGGCAGCAGCUGCUCUGACCAACAAUAAAAGCGCCGACACAAACACAGAGUCCAGCCAGAAUGCUGGUGGAGACCCGGCUGUCAGCAGCACGGUCAACCCUAUGAUCUUCAAGAGGUCAAAGGUGAAGACUGAAGCAGAUGGACCCCACCCCAUCUCACCUGGUUCUCAGGAUCACAUGGAGUUGCGAGAGGAACUUGACAAGGAUGAAUGCAAGCAAGAGCCUGAAGCCGUGUAUGAGACCAACUGCCACUGGGAAGGAUGUUCCAAAGAGUACGACACCCAGGACCAGCUAGUUCAUCAUAUCAAUAAUGAUCACAUCCACGGGGAAAAGAAGGAGUUUGUGUGUCGAUGGGAGGAGUGCUCACGAGAACAGAAGCCUUUCAAGGCCCAGUACAUGCUAGUGGUCCACAUGCGCCGACACACUGGGGAGAAGCCCCAUAAGUGCACAUUUGAAGGUUGCUCGAAGGCUUACUCUCGACUGGAAAACCUCAAAACUCACUUGAGGUCUCACACAGGGGAGAAACCUUAUGUAUGUGAGCAUGAGGGUUGUAACAAGGCGUUUUCCAAUGCUUCAGACCGAGCCAAGCACCAGAACCGCACGCACUCGAAUGAGAAACCAUAUGUGUGUAAGAUCCCAGGUUGCACAAAACGCUAUACAGACCCCAGUUCUCUCAGGAAACAUGUGAAGACCGUUCAUGGUCCAGAAGCACAUGUCACUAAGAAGCAGCGUGGUGAUGCACCACCUAAACCUCACCCUCCUAAAGGGAAUGGAGAAAAUGAGGCACACACAAAGCAUGCAAGGGGAAAAACAGACGGGUCAGGGGAAGCCAACAGCACCACCCGAGGAGUGGAGGAUUGCCAGCAUGUCAAAUCUAUCAAGACGGAAAACACAGUGAUGUAUCAGUCCAGCCCUGGUGGUCAGUCAUCAUGUAGCAGUGAGCCAUCGCCACUUGGCAGUGCCACCAACAAUGAUAGUGGAGUAGAGAUGGCCAUGCACAGUGGAGGCAGUUUGGGGGACCUGAGUGCUUUAGAUGACGUGCCUGUAGUAGAUUCUACCGGUUCUCCAGGUACUUCUGCAGGAGUGGGUCUCCAGCUGCGUAAAAACAGGGGAGGACUACUACAUCUUGAGAACAUCAAGAAGGAAAAACUAAAAACUGUAAGAGACCCAUGCUCCUGGGCGAAUGCAUCACAUCAAGUCCGAAAUACCAAGCUGCCUCCAAUACCCUCUAUUGACUCACUGCUGGAGACUUCAAAUAUGGGCAGUCAGAUGCUUGGACCUCCAACCCAACGUUUAGGAGACUUGUCUUCAUAUGAGAUGACAAUGCUAAAUCAGCUGCAAGAGCGCAGAGACAGCUCCACCAGCACAAUGAGCUCAGCAUACACGCUAAGCCGUCGGUCCUCCGGUAUUUCACCCUGCUACUCCAGUCGUCGCUCUAGCGAAGCUUCGCAAUUUGGCGUCCGCAACAACAACGUCAGCUCAGCAGACUCCUAUGACCCCAUCUCCACAGAUCUUUCGCGCCGUUCCAGUGAAGCUAGCCAAAGUGGUGGCACAGGUGGACUCACAAGUUUACUAAAUCUCACGCCGGCUCAACACUACCGUCUCAAAGCAAAAUACGCUGCAGCCACAGGGGGUGCGCCACCAACACCUCUGCCCAACAUGGAUCGCAUGAGUCUUCGAACUAGAAUGGCCCUGUACAAUGACUCGCAGGAAAGUUCGGCAUAUUUGCACCAUUCCCAAGGUGUAGUCAACUCAAGACGCUGUAGUGACACCGGCUGCGGCGCCCCUGGCAUGAUGCCUCACGAAGUUCCGGCCAAUCUUCCACGACGAGCAAGCGAUCCUGUUCGCCGUACAGCUAUUGACCCACUCUCCUUGCCGAGGGUUCAGCGAUUCAACAGCAUCAGCAACAUGACCCUGUCACGUCUGCCUGCAAUAGAUCGACGUACUUUCAACUUGCAGAGCAACACCUGGUCUGACGGCAGCUUGCAUCGUCAUCCCUUCAGCCAGAGGCCACCUAGUAUUUCAGAGAACGUUUUAAUGGAGAAUAUGGCCACUGAUGGUGAUCAGCAAGAAGAUGAUAUGGUGCUACCAGAUGACAUGGUACAGUACCUCAACUCCCAGAAUGUUAGCUCAAAUCAGGACCCAGGGAUUUCUGUCAACGGUGGUCAUGCUCUAGACUUCCAUGGUAAUAUGAUCUCCCAACAACAGUUCUACGGACAGCGGCGAAUGGGCAUGGCAAGCAACAACGGAAGCCAGGUAGAGCCUGUUUGCUCAGGUCCAGAGCAAAUGGCCGAUCCGCAAGGCAUGAACAAGAACAACAUGCCAGUGCAAUGGAACGAGGUCAGUUCUGGUUCUGUGGAUACAACUGCGAGGCUUCCAAAGCAGCAGCAACUCCGAGGGAACUUGACAGUGGUUCAGCAGAAGCAGAACUUUGCCUCUUACCAAGGCUUUGGCACUAAUCAGCAGAUUGUACCAAUGAGCCAGAAUCUGGCUAGCCUGCAACAGGGUUAUCUACAGAGGGCCACCCAAAGAAUGAACUCUGUCCAGCAGUAUCGGCAAUCUGUUACCAAUCCGUGUCAGAAUCUCGGCGAGCAAGUAAACCCUCAACCGGGAUAUCGGCAGGACCUCAAUUACAACUCCACUCACCGCCUAACAUGCAACGGCAUGGGUCCACCCAAUGGGAGAGCGGUGCAAAACCAGGAGAUGCAGAAUUACCGAUCAAACUUUUCACAUAUGAAUAACAUCAACCAGCAAAAUUAUGUCCCCCUUUCUCAGUCAGCCGUUCAGAAUGCAGGCAGAGGACUGAUACAGCCCAGACCUCCGUCCGAGCCCAAAACUUUAAAUAGGCAGCACUCAGGUUCAGCAAUGAUUCAGCAAAAUGGUUGCUCCCUGUCCAACGUCAACUCCUCAGAAGCUAGCCCAAAGAGACCAGGUGACUUCGGUCAACACAGCAAUGGGAAUGGCACUAUGUACUAUUCAGGAGAGAUCCAUAUGUUGGACAAUAGUGUGGAUUAUGGUUCUCCCGUGUCUCCAUGCGCAAACCAAGCCCCUGUUGCUUCAGUGUCUACAAUGGCGUCUCCUGGGGUUAACCAGGUCACCAGCACAGUGGACUCCACUCAAACCCUCGAGCACACUCAAAUAGACUUUGAUGCCAUUUUGGAUGACGGAGACCAUUCGAGCCUAAUGUCUGGCACAUUAAGCCCGGGCCUUCUGCAGAGUCUUUCACAGAAUUCCUCACGGCUCACCACCCCGCGUAACUCUGUUACGCUAGCCUCGAUACCGGCAGGUAUUGGCAACAUGGCCAUUGGUGACAUGAGCUCAAUGUUAACAGCCCUUGCAGAGGAAAGCAAAUUCUUAAACAUGAUGGCUUGAGAAUUAAAGAAGUUAAUCAGGGGUUGCUUUUUGAUGUAAAGACAUUGAACAAUUAAAUGAAACAGAAUACAAUAACCUGUUUAAGAACACUAAUUCAUGCUCUAAGGGGAGGAAAAACAUGUUUAUGCAUUUUUUUUUUUCAUGAGCAAAGGCACUGAAAUGCAAUUUCUGACGAGUUAAACUUACAGAAUUUCAGGUGAACAGUCAUUUACAUUAUCAGACAUUUGCUAACACAACUGUUGUAUGCAACUAGGCUGGCAAAGACCUCAAGAUUACAUGUUUCACAAGCCAUAUGUUCGAUGUAAGUAUGUUUGUUAAUGCAUAUUAGUGUACAUCAGGGUAAUGGUUAUUGGGCUUGUGUAAGUCUGAUUUUCCCUUUCUCAGCAGUGCACUGAAAUUCACUAAGUGCCUCACUUAAAAGAACAUAAGUAUGUUUUUAAACUCAUAUAAUGCUAUGUAAUCUGGUAUGUAGCUAUACUAAUAGAUUUAUGGAUAUUUUUAUUGCAUUUUGCUCUGUUUUGUUUAUAGUUAUCCCAUAUCCUUCAUGCUUUAAAUUAUGUGUAAUGCAUAUUAACUGCACAAGCUUGUUCAGUGUGCACAGUGCUCUGAUGUACCCCCUUGUCACUUCUGUGGGUAUUAUAAAAAACUGGCGGAAAAUGAAUUUCUGCUCAAUUCCUCAAAGAUGGUCAAUUUCAUCUAUAUUGACGGAUUCCCUUGAAGCACGCUCCAGGAGUUACAGAUCUCUCUAGUUGCAUCUGAUCCGGCUGUGUGAUAGUGAAGGACAGCAUUACGUCUCUGAGCUUCAGUCUGCGGAGGCCUGUCAACCCGUGCGUCCUUUGAGAUGUCUUAAAAGGAAUAUGCAAGUACUCUGUGUGCUCUCAGCGGAGAUCGCAUCCCAAUUAACAGGUUCAUCACCCUCUUGAGCUUGUGAUGAACCACAGGCGCAUACUAAAAUGACUUCUGCCUUUGAUUUAGUACUGUUACAAGAAAUUUCCACCAAGGACAGAGCGAUUUUGAAGGUCUGAACACUCAGAGUUCUUCGUUGUUGUUUUUUUUGUUUUUUGUGAUGCCAUUUGCAGAACUCAACAUAUGUAUAGCUUUUGUACAUUUUCAAUACAGCAUCUUCAUUUCUGUUUUAACACUGGGUUGG